This is a messenger RNA of Pundamilia nyererei, 1593 nucleotides long. It is a transcript of the gene txndc12, whose product is annotated as thioredoxin domain containing 12 (endoplasmic reticulum). The transcript is spliced from 6 exons. Gene Ontology annotation, cellular component: endoplasmic reticulum. The record is from RefSeq and is a predicted model, not a curated record. Lineage: Eukaryota; Metazoa; Chordata; Actinopteri; Cichliformes; Cichlidae.
AUGGAAACAAACCAGCGCAGAUGUCUGCUGAGAAAUACCCCCCAAAUUACCUGUGGUAAUGAAUUUGCUGACGGAUUUGGUGAUCACAUCCACUGGAGGACGCUGGAAGAUGCCAAGAAAGAAGCUGAAGCCAGCGGGCUGCCGAUCAUGGUCAUCAUCCACAAGAGCUGGUGUGGAGCCUGCAAAGCACUGAAGCCCAAGUUUGCUGAAUCCAAGGAGAUCUCUGAACUGGCACACAACUUUGUAAUGGUGAACCUGGAGAACAUCUUAGAUUAAAUGAAAAACACAGUUUUUGUUUUAUUUGUUUCAACUAUUUCUUUUUCUCCCCUCUUUAUUUCCUUCACAGAUCCGCUCGGCCAUGUCCAUCCUGAAAUCAACAACAAAAAUGGGAACCCCAACUACAAGUACUUUUACAGCAAUGCAGAACACGUUAUAUCCGGUAUGAAGGAGGCUCAGGACAAGCUGACAGGGGACACCUUCAACCAAGGUCACACUGGAGAUGAGCUGUGAGGAGGCUACGACGGGCUUCAGGCUGUAAGGGCUAAACUUCCUCUACCUGAGCCUGUGCUUUCAAGUUCCUCCAAACCACCCCUUAGGAUAUUUAUCCUUUUUCACACAGUGGGGUUUGUCUCACUGACUGAAGCCAACCAUUAUAGGAAUCGGUGCUUUAGUAUUUCUCUCUGUCCUUUACUCCUCCUCCUAAUGUAAUUAAAUGCCAUAUACUGUACUUACUGUCUGUAGAGGAUACAACCAACUCAAAUUAGCCACGUUUACUGCCAUCUGUUGUCAGUUAGUUAGAAACAUCACACCUUUGAAAAGCCAAGACUUUAGGAAGAUGCUCCGUCUGCCAUAGACAAGUUUCAUUUCUCAAACACACAAAGAGACCUUUAAAGUUUUCACCCAGGAGCAUCGAAGCUACACUUUUCACCUUAGUUCCGAUUAAGUAUUUAAACGCCUCCAGUGAUGUGCUUCCAGAGAUCCUCUACAGUAGGUGUAUCUUAUCUGUCUGUGAAACUUUUCACCAUGCACGACAUGGGCUUUGAACUUCUGAUUUAUUACUGAUUUAUUCCCGCCAGUUUGUGUAUACUUACUCAUCCAAACCAUAGACAGUAUGGAAGAUGGCUGGAGCUACCAUGACGCCACGCUCUGGUUAGUGAAGUCUUGUUCUAAAGCCUCAAUGAGCUUAUUCGCUGUCACCUUCUUUUGGGUUUUGAAACCAUCAGCUCAUCAGGAAGCGUUUAAAAAGUCAGGGGAGAGGGUCUUUUCCACAUAGACUUCUAUAGGACCCGAGGUCUUUUUGCAACCACUCGAAUCGCCCCCUGAUGAUCAUUAGAAAGAAAGCAGUUAUGAGGUACUUUGUGCUUCUGGCGUCACUUUUCAGACACUGAAACUGCCUCCACCUUUUAUACAGUCUAUGAUCUAUAUUACAGUUUUUGUUUUUCCUGUUUUGCUGCUUGUAAAGUGACACCACUCUUCAUUUUUUAUGGGCCUCAUUAAACUCUUGAAUUAAGGGAAGGGAUCAUUUGGGAAGUGUCUUGAUGUAUUUUAUACAUGAACACGGCCAAGUGUGCAAAUAAAGUUUGUUUGAUUGAA